AUGGACCUGACCCCAGCACCCACGGAGAAUUCGUUGAAGUAUCCCGUGGUGGAAGUGGAGGCCGUGGAUACGGGGGAGCAGGUGCCUGCGGAGCCUCUGGAGGAGGCAUCGUCUGACUUUGAGCCCGACAGCGAUGACUCCGAUGGCUGGGAGACUCUGUCCAACGGCGAGCAUACAAUCCAGUUGCUACGCGACGAAGAGCUCCGUGACGGAGUUGCCCCCGGUGCCUGUACCCUGGACGAGGCGAAUGUCUUCCGGCAGCGCUUGCAUGCGAUAGGCAAGGCGGCCUUUGUGGAGGAGACUAUCGCCCGCGAGACGGUCACGGCGAAGAAGCUCUGCACCGCGUUUGGGAUUCUGCCGCCGCCGUUCCUUGAGGGCGCGCCAGAUGAAGCGUACCAUCCGCUUCUGGCAAUUGCGAUUUCGCGCGAGUUUUCCCGGCGGCCGAAGCUCCCUCAGUACAACACUAUCGACGAUGCCGUGCGACUGCUCCGGGAGUCCAAGAACAUCAUUGUGCUGACCGGUGCCGGGAUUUCGACCAGUCUCGGUAUCCCCGACUUUCGUUCAAAAGAUACCGGUCUCUAUUCGAAACUAGAACAUCUGGGGUUGAGUGAUCCCCAGGAAGUUUUUGAUAUACAUGUCUUCCGGGAGGACCCUACGAUCUUCUUUUCGAUUGCCAAGGAUAUCCUUCCUACGGAGAACAAAUACUCGCCCACCCAUGGGUUCAUUCGGCUUCUUCAGGACAAGGGGAAGCUCCUCACCAACUAUACGCAGAAUAUUGACAAUAUCGAGGCCAAUGCAGGCGUGUUACCGGAGAAGAUUGUCCAGUGCCAUGGAUCAUUUGCUACGGCCACCUGCGUGAAGUGCCAGUUCAAGGUACCCGGCGACGCGAUCUUUAAUGACAUCAAGGAUGGGGUUACCCCCGAAUGCACCGUCUGCAAGCAAGAGAUUGCCGAUGACGCACUGAAACCACAAGGGCUGAAGCGUAAGCGGAGUAAAAAUGGGCAACAGAAAGAUCGCAAGAAUUCCGAUAGUUCGGAUGAAGACGAUUAUGAAAUCCCCACCCCCGGAGUGAUGAAGCCUGACAUCACUUUCUUUGGCGAGGAUCUUCCCGAUGAAUUUGGUCAACGCCUGGUUCACCAUGACCGGGAACUGGCAGACCUCGUCAUCGUAAUUGGAACCUCGUUGAAGGUGGCCCCCGUUGCAGAAGUGCCGGGGGUACUCCCCCGCAACGUCCCGCAGAUCUAUAUCUCACGCACUCCUGUGUCACACACAGGGUUCGAUAUUGAUCUGUUAGGCGAUUGCGACGUGGUGGUGUCGGAACUGUGCCGUCGGGCCGGUUGGGAUCUGCAACACCACAUGAUACCCGCUGACGAGAAGGUUGAAAUCACCCCAGCAGAAGGAUAUGAGUCACGACAUGUGUUUCAGGUAGUUGGCGCAUAG
Penicillium alfredii is the source of this 1440-nucleotide messenger RNA. Its product is annotated as putative histone deacetylase SIR2. The transcript has 5 exons. Lineage: Eukaryota; Fungi; Ascomycota; Eurotiomycetes; Eurotiales; Aspergillaceae. Bases 1 to 1440 code for a protein of 479 amino acids. Gene Ontology annotation, molecular function: NAD+ binding. The record is from RefSeq and is a predicted model, not a curated record.